GAGCACCGAAUCGGACAAUGUGCAGGCGAUGACAGAGACGAGCCAAGUUACUGAAACACUUCUGGAGGCUAACAUCGAACAGGAAAGAGCAGCUGAUAAUGUACCCGAAUCUGUGGCCCAGCCUACGGGAGAAUCUGCAUCUCUUCUCGCAAAAGCGGACGACGAUGUGUCAACAGCGACUAUCUGGAGUUCUGUUGCUAACAUGACUAACAACGUUUUGGGAGCAGGGUUGGUCGCGCUCCCAUAUUCAAUUAGUCAGUGUACGCUGGUCCCUGGAAUUCUGCUCCUUAUUUUUAUGGCCUUUGUAGCUAGCUUUUCGCAGUACGUGAUUGUGAGCACUUGCCGCCUCGUCGACAAGUACACUUACAAGGAGGUGGGAAUUGCGGCUCUGGGCAAAACGGGCGGUAUCUUGAUUUCUCUCAUUAUGCUCCUUUACACCACAUUGUCCUGUACUUCCUAUUUUGUCAUCAUCGGUGAUCUGCUUCUCGGCAUCUGCGGGUACUUCUUCCCUAAUGUCGAAUUCCUUCAGUCUCGAUCGAUCGUCGUGCCCUGUGUCUGCGUCGCCUUCAUCUUCCCUCUCUGCAUGAUGCGAACCGUUGACUCCCUCCGCUACGUCUCCGUCGUAUCGGUGCUCGCAGUGGUCGGAGUCGUGGUCGUGAUCGUGCAGCAGUUCAUCGAGUACCACCAUGUGAACGAGACCGUGGAGAUCAUGCACUGGAGCUCCGGGUUCAUCCGCAUGGUGCCGGUCGUCUGCGUGUCCUACAACUGCCACUACAACGCUCCUCGCUAUUACAAGGAGUUGAAGAAUCGCAGCAUGCCGCGUAUCAGCGUGGUCGUUGCCUGCUCCACGCUCAUCGUUUUCCUUCUCUAUCUCGCCGGAUCGGUCUGCGGAUAUCUGCAGUUCGGAAACCAGACGCUCGGAGACAUCUUGAAGAACUACCCCUCCGAUGCGCUGGCGCCCGCGUUGGGUCGACUUGGUCUGCUGGUGGCACUCGUUUUCACCUUCCCCGUGGCCUAUUUCGCCGUGAGGAACAACCUGCACACAUUGUUCUGCAGCUCGCUGCAUUUCCAUGGAAUUUGGCUUCGACUUGCGACUGCCGUGGGCGUUCUGCUGGUCACUUGCACGGUGGCUGUGUUUGUGGAGCAAGUGGAAUAUGUGAUUGGAUUUAACGGAUCGCUGUUUGGAUCUGGACAAAACUCCAUUGUGGAAGAGCGGAAUGAAGAUUAGUGCCCUGCUGUUACUCUGUUUCGGAGUAGUGAUCUGCGUUGGAGGCACGUAUCUCACCGCUGUUAAGCUUUUU
Blastocystis hominis is the source of this 1301-nucleotide messenger RNA. RefSeq lists its product as hypothetical. The transcript is spliced from 6 exons. Gene Ontology annotation, biological process: amino acid transmembrane transport. Bases 203 to 1228 code for a protein of 341 amino acids. Lineage: Eukaryota; Bigyra; Opalinata; Blastocystidae. The record is from RefSeq and is a predicted model, not a curated record. Gene Ontology annotation, molecular function: amino acid transmembrane transporter activity.